CCAGGCGAAACAGCCGAUAUCGAAGCAGAGACACCAUCAAGAUGCAGGAGUAUGAUGUUAUAGUGCUUGGAACUGGAAUUAAGGAAUGUGUCCUGUCUGGCUUAAUGUCUCUGAGUGGGAAAAAGGUCCUUCACAUUGACAAGAACUCUUACCACGGAGGAGAAAGUACUUCUAUUUCUCCCCUCGAGGAGCUGUACAGGAGGUUUAAGGUUCCAGGCCCGCCAAAAUCCAUCCGCCGAGGCAAGGAGUGGAACGUGGACCUCGUCCCCAAGUUUUUUCUGGCCACUGGUCAGCUGGUACAAAUAUUGGUGCACACUGAGGUGACGCGGUAUCUGGACUUCAAAGUUGUCGAAGGGAGUUACGUAUUCAAAGCAGGCAAAGUGCACAAAGUCCCCGCCUCAGAGGAAGACGCCCAGAGCUCAGAUCUGAUGGGCAUGUUUGACAAGAGGAGGUUCAAGAAGCUGCUGCACUUUGUCCUGAACUUUGACAUAAGGAACCCUCGCACUCACCAGGACGUGGACCCCGAGAAAACAACCUCGCGGGAGCUGUUCACCCGCUUUGAUCUGGGACAGGAUGUCAUAGAGUUCACGGGUCACGCCAUAGCCUUACACUCCGAUGAGAGCUACCUCGACCGGCCCUGUUUGGAAACCAUCAACCGGAUCAGGCUGUACUGCGAGUCCCUGUCCCGCCACCACCUCAGUCCGUACCUGUACCCGCUGUACGGCCUCGGGGAGCUACCGCAGGGAUUUGCCAGACUAAGUGCAGAGUAUGGAGGAACCUUCCUGCUGAACAAGCCAGUGGAUGAAAUCGUCAUGGACAACGGCAAAGUGAAAGCUGUCAAAUCGGAUGGCAAGAUUUUUCACUGCAAGCAGUUAAUCUGUGAUCCCAGCUAUGUUCCCAACAGAGUCAGGAAAGUGGGACGUGUCAUAAGAGUUAUCUGCCUGUUGAAUCAUCCAGUUAAGAACACCCAUGAGGCCAGCUCCUGUCAGAUCAUCAUCCCCCAAACACAGCUGAGCAGAAAGUCAGACAUUUAUAUAUGUGUAGUGUCCUACAGCCACAGUUUGGCCUCAGACGGGAUGUACAUCGCCACCGUGAGCACGACUGUCGAGACCAACAACCCGGAGAAAGAAGUGGAACCGGCCCUGGAGCUUCUUGAACCCAUCAUGCAGAAAUUUGUAUCCAUCACCAACCUGCUGGUUCCAAAUGAGGAUGGAAGAAAGAGUCAGAUAUUUGUGUCCCGUUCAUACGACGCAACCAACCACUUUGACUCAGAGUGCGAGGACAUAAAAGACAUGUACCGCCGGAUCACAGGGACAGAGCUGUGCUUCGGGAGACCUCGGAAUCUGUCUCACAACUCUGACGACGACUGAGAGAGGCCUUCCAACAUCGGCAACACAUGACUGAACAGACAAGACGACGAUCCAACACCGCUGGGAAGGAGAGGAUGCUCCGUAGCGUGUAGAACGAACAGUGACUGUUUUUUUAAUUUGUCAGAAGUCCCCGUUUUCUCCUCUGGUUUGAUUGCUAUAAUUUGUUGUUUGAGAAAGCUUGCAUAAGUGAUGACGCUGUGGUAACUUUUACACACUGUUCUAGCUGUGUGUGCUUUCCUUGUUGCUAUUCUGCAUUACAUAGUUCUUACAUUUUAUUGUUUAUGCUUUAAUAGAAAGAGAUUGACCUCACUUCCUGUGAUUAAGUGUGAAUAUUACUUAAAAAUGGCAAUAAAGUAGUUAUGCAUGUGUUAUAAACUGAAGAGCACUGAAAAUGUUCAGCGAUGUGGGCAUUUUGCAACGGUUUCAGGUAGCAGACUGCAUAUGAAUGACGUGGAUUUAAACGCUGAUUAGAGAUGAAUUGGAUGUGUAGAGGAUUUGUGGAUUCUCUUCUCUGCUGGGGGCUUAUGUGUGAGAAGGACAAAGCCAGUGAAUUAUGUCAUAUGCUGCACAAGCAACUUGUCCGCUGCAGGAGAAGGACGCGCAGAGCAAAGAGGCUUAUCCAGAUGAAGGACGGUCGCCGCAAACAACCUCGGCACAGGCUGCUACACGUUUACACCUAUUAGAUCCUUUGUUUGUCAGUUGAUUUUAUUUUAUUUUUUACAUGCAACCGUGCAGACUGAAAAUGACAAAUACAGCAUGAUGAAAUGGGUUCCUUCAUGGAAACAUUGAAAACAAUAAAUAAAUCAAACUGU
This is a messenger RNA of Fundulus heteroclitus (mummichog), 2182 nucleotides long. RefSeq lists its product as uncharacterized. Gene Ontology annotation, cellular component: cytoplasm. NCBI's taxonomy places the organism in Eukaryota, Metazoa, Chordata, Actinopteri, Cyprinodontiformes, Fundulidae. Gene Ontology annotation, biological process: small GTPase-mediated signal transduction; protein transport; vesicle-mediated transport. Bases 42 to 1370 code for a protein of 442 amino acids. The record is from RefSeq and is a predicted model, not a curated record. The transcript is spliced from 11 exons. Gene Ontology annotation, molecular function: Rab GDP-dissociation inhibitor activity.